Dendrobium catenatum is the source of this 2272-nucleotide messenger RNA. Its product is annotated as DEAD-box ATP-dependent RNA helicase 57. The record is from RefSeq and is a predicted model, not a curated record. Gene Ontology annotation, molecular function: ATP binding; RNA helicase activity; nucleic acid binding. Gene Ontology annotation, biological process: maturation of SSU-rRNA. The transcript has 13 exons. The coding region runs from base 479 to 2056 and encodes 525 amino acids. Lineage: Eukaryota; Viridiplantae; Streptophyta; Magnoliopsida; Asparagales; Orchidaceae.
GCUAGGGUUUGCUUUUCCUCCUUGCCCGCUGUCGUUGGCUUCGUCUGCUUCCCGUGAGAGGUGGAGUUUUGAACGAGUCGCUAAAUAACUUCUUCGCCUCCUUGGACGACAUUCCUUCCCGUCGGAUCCGAAGUCACACCUCGCCGUUCAUUUGUUGGAUUGGAAGUAACGACGACGACGUGAGCUUGCCUUUCUUACUUUCGCGCGCUUCUUCGGCCAAAUCCCGUAAAUCCGCCGAACUCCAGGAUUCAGUAAAUCCGGGAUUUACGGCAAAAAGAGGGAAACAGAGGAUUUAACUCGCUGUGAGAUUCAACAGUUCCCUAAAUCUUGUAUCCAAACAGCCCCGAAGAGUAGUGAGCGAAUUGGUGAUGGAGAAUGAGUUGAAGCCUCUAAAUCCCAGUUAAAGCUUGCAACUAAAAAAUCCCCAAAGAGGUUUUGUGACGAGGAUCGUUGAUGUUUAUUUCAGCUAAUCACAAUAAUGGAGAAGACGCCGUCGCUUCUCUUUGCCGGCACUCAUUUUGAUCGAAAACGGUUUGCUAAAGACAUCGCUAGAUUCAAGGCAAAGGAGGAGCAAGAGGAUCGUUAUGAGCCUGAAUACAAGGAAUCCCAGUUGACUGAGAUGGUUGGAAGCAAGAAAGAGAAGAAGAGGAAGCGGAAUGACUCAGAAGUUGUGGAGGGGUUUAAUGUUUUUAAGAGCUCCAAGUCUCUCAAAACCCGAGAUAUAACAACAACUAUGAUUGAUGAUUCUGCGCUUCAUAGAAAGGAAAUUGAGAAGCAGAUCGAGAGAGAUUCACUUUUCCGUAAGAAACAUGGGAUUCACAUUUUUGGGUAUGCUGUUCCAUCUCCACUCCGGAACUUUGAUGAAUUGAAAUCAAGGUUUGGCUGCAAAUCACAUUUAUUGCGUAAUUUUUUUGAACUGAAGUUCAAAGAGCCAACACCUAUUCAAAGGCAAGCCAUUCCAAUUUUACUUUCGGGACGUGAGUGUUUUGCUUGUGCACCAACUGGAUCAGGCAAAACUUUGGCUUUUCUGAUCCCCAUGCUUAUGAAAAUUAAGCCAGGACAUAAAGAAGGUGUUAAAGGUUUAAUUAUCUGUCCUACAAGAGAAUUAGCUGCACAAACUACCAGAGAGUGUAAGAAGGUGGCUAAAGGUAAAAAGUUUCACAUCAAACUUAUGACGAAGGAGCUGUCCAGAUGCGGAGAUUUUCAAAAAAUACCCUGUGAAAUUCUUGUAUCAACUCCACUCCGUGUUGAUUUUGCUGUGCGCAAGAGGAAGCUUGAUCUAAGUAGGGUGGAAUAUCUCGUCUUAGAUGAAUCGGAUAAACUAUUUGAGCUUGGUUUUGUUGAGCAAAUAGAUUCCGUAGUUAAAGCUUGUUCAAAUCCUUCAAUAAUUCGAUCUUUGUUCAGUGCAACCUUGCCAGACUCAGUAGAGGAACUUGCACGUACAAUAAUGCAUGAUGCAGUCAGAGUUAUUGUGGGAAGAAAAAAUUCUGCUUCAGCAUUAGUUAAGCAAAAGCUGUUAUUUGCUGGAAGUGAAAAAGGAAAACUUCUUGCUCUUCGUUUAAGUUUUGCAGAGAGCUUUAAUCCUCCAGUUUUAGUAUUUGUCCAAACAAAAGAAAGAGCAAAGGAGCUUUACAAGGAAUUGGCAUUUGAUGACAUAAAGGCUGACGUUAUUCAUGCAGAUCUAACUCAAGAGCAGAGAGAUGAUGCAGUUGAUGAUUUUAGAGCUGGAAAGACUUGGGUUUUAAUAGCAACUGAUAUCAUUGCUCGUGGAAUGGAUUUUAAGGGUAUUAAUUGUGUCAUCAACUAUGAUUUUCCUGAAUCAGCUUCUGCUUAUAUUCAUCGAAUUGGUCGGUCAGGAAGAGCAGGGAGAGCUGGUGAGGCUGUGACACUGUUCACUGAAGAAGAUAAACCAUUUCUAAGGAACAUAGCUAAUGUGAUGAAGGAUUCAGGCUGUGAGGUUCCUGCUUGGAUCCUAUCCCUGCCUAAGCUCAAGAGGAAGAAGCACAGACCGAAGAGAGAUUCUGUAGGAGCCGAGCCUGAUGACACUGAAGAAUAAAGCUGUUAAACUGUUAAAAAAAAAUCUUUUUCCCGAUUCUCUUUAUGUUUGCUUUCCUUGGUGAAUGAAUUCCUUACCAUUUUGUAAGUAUUUAAGUUAGAUUUCAUAAUUAUAAUUAUCUAUAUUUAUUAAUUUAAUCAUUUUUACAUGAAAAUGUUGCACUGUUUAGAGGGACAGAUCAGGAUUAAAGAACUACGAUGUUGUCUUACGUUUUUA